Strongylocentrotus purpuratus (purple sea urchin) is the source of this 655-nucleotide messenger RNA. RefSeq lists its product as uncharacterized. Lineage: Eukaryota; Metazoa; Echinodermata; Echinoidea; Camarodonta; Strongylocentrotidae. The record is from RefSeq and is a predicted model, not a curated record. Bases 1 to 357 code for a protein of 118 amino acids. The transcript is spliced from 3 exons.
AUGUUUUGUCCUUGCAGUGGUGAUGAUGAUGAUGAUGAUGAUGAAGCAAAGGAGGACAAAACACACAACGUUGCCUUGACACCAAGUAUGGUCAAUGCCGAGUUCCCUCUCAUCAUCGCACCACUAGCUCCAGACCAACAACAACAACCCUCCGAGAGUGAGGAGUUUCCCUAUGGUUCCAAGCUUCCUACGCACAAUAACCCAGUCUCAUCUAAUGGACCGGUUCCUAGGGAGAAGAGAGAACGUGAGCUGGAGUUAUUCCUGAAGAAGCGAUACAACAAAGUCGGGGAGAAGAUCCAGGAACGAGUGACCCAUAUGAAUAACUUGACCAUUGACCCUGACCUUGUCUUACAUUGACCUUCGCCAAGAUGACCGAUGCCUGGACACCAAAUAAUCCCUGUUUCCAGCUUUUUUGGUCUUGAAGAAGCAAUACAAUAACUAGGAUAGAAGAUACAGGAGAGAGUCAUCCAUAUGAGUAACCUUAUCAUCGACCCUGACCUUGUCUUACAUUGACCUUCGCCAGGAUGACCGAUGCCUGGACACCAAAUAAUUCCUGUUUCCAUUUUUCGUUUUUGAAGAAGCAAUACAAUCAACUUGGAGAGAAGAUACAGGAGAAAUUAAGUCAUCCAUGUGAAUAAACUUACGAACUACCCUG